CAUUUCUCCUCAUUUCCCUUUAAUUAGUAAUUACCUUCUUCCCUAAACGAACAAAGAGUAAUUAACAAUAUAAUAUGCCUCUUAGAAUCAAACCCGUACCUAUCCUCUUUCUCAUACUCAUUGUUUGCUCUUCAUCAUUAGUGAAAGGCUCUAUCCAGCUCGAAGGCGCAAAGAUGCAUGAAAAUUUCAAGCUUUACAAGAGUGAGGAGAUGGAAGUGAAGAAGAUCUCGAGCCACAGGAAGUUGAUGUUCCACUCGACCUCGGACUAUGACGACGCAGGCGCCAACCCCAAGCAUGACCCAAGAAGAAGGCCCGGAGGGAAACCUUGAAUCAACACACGAUUAUCUCUCUCUCUCUC
Messenger RNA from Eruca vesicaria subsp. sativa (arugula), 358 nucleotides. The record is from the annotation of a GenBank genome assembly. Lineage: Eukaryota; Viridiplantae; Streptophyta; Magnoliopsida; Brassicales; Brassicaceae.